CCUGUCCUUUCUAGACCUGACGCCGGAAGUGGCGGCGGGUGACUAGAUCGUUUGGGGAGGCUGGCAGAGUUCCGGGUUCUCCUAGUAGUAGCUGCUUUCAGCUUGCAAGAUGCCGGGUCUGGCGGCCGCCAGCCCUGCCACUUCUGAGACGCAGGAGAAGAAGCCGUUGAAGCCCUGCUGCGCCUGCCCAGAGACCAAGAAGGCGCGCGAUGCGUGCAUCAUUGAGAAAGGAGAAGAGCACUGUGGACACCUAAUUGAGGCCCACAAGGAGUGCAUGAGAGCCCUGGGAUUUAAGAUAUGAAAUGGUGGCCUGCUCUGUGAAUGAAUAAUUCCUGAAGAAUGAAGAUAAUUUAAUAUUUUGGGGAGUUCUUUAAUGAACUUUGGUAAAUGGAAAAAGUAUUUAUAAUAUAUUAUUAAAAAAAAAAAGGAAAUGCCCUGUUUAAAAAUCAAGUGUAUUUCUUUUUGUGUUCAUCACAAUUUCACAUGACA
Molecule: messenger RNA, 489 nt
Organism: Molossus molossus (Pallas's mastiff bat)
Lineage: Eukaryota; Metazoa; Chordata; Mammalia; Chiroptera; Molossidae
Product: cytochrome c oxidase copper chaperone
Exons: 3
Coding region: 110-301 (63 amino acids)
Biological process (GO): mitochondrial respiratory chain complex IV assembly
Cellular component (GO): mitochondrial intermembrane space
Molecular function (GO): copper ion binding; copper chaperone activity
Source: RefSeq, a predicted model, not a curated record